CAGGCACCUCCUCCUUCAGCCACGCCCAUGGCCUCCCCGCUUUACAGUAUAAAACUGAACUACUCUUGCUUUGAUACACGUGGCGCCGCUGACGAAUCUACCACUUCCCACCUGAACGAAUCCACUCAGCAGGCCGACCAACUCAGCUUAGCGUACUCUCCGCCGCCAUGGGUUUCAAGCCGAAAUCUCUCGCCGCGCUGUUCGCUUUGCUCCUUGCUUCCGCGUCCUUCGCGUCCCUCGCGUCGGCCGAGGUGACCACGGAGCAACUCGUCAACGAGGUGACGGCGCUGGCGAACGCGCUCAGGCUCCGCCCCAAUUACUCCUUCAUUUACCUCGCCGCGAAAUACGUGCUCAAGAAGCAAGAGUCUCUCCUCGCCAAGUACGGCGCGGAUAUCCUCCCCGACGCGGCGGGAAAGACCCUCCUCAUCCCCGAAAACGCCGCCAUUCUCCGCUACUUCAACGGCAACCUCCCCGACACCGCGGAGGAGGUGGAGAAGCACAUCGACACGCUGCUCAUGAACGUGCUCGACGGCUCCUUCACCCUCGCCGCGCUCCGCAGCGGCUCGUCUUUCCCCACCGUCGUGGAGGGCCGCGAGCUCGUGCAGAUCGAUGUUAACAAGGGGUGGCUGAAGCGCGGAACGGGUGUAGCGCUCGGGGAGGCUGGGUCGGGCAGGAAGACGUGGUCCAAGGUGAAGGACCCGGGGAUGUUCAAGGGCGAUCUGUUCAUCGCACACGGCGUGAAUAACGUGCAGAAGCAGUAGUGGGGUGUGAGAGCCGUGCACUGGGAAGGCUGGGUCGGGCAGCAAGAGGUGGUCGAAGGUCAAGGAUCCCGGGAUGUUCAAGGGGGACCUGUUCAUCGCGCACGGCGUGCGUGAAUAACGUGCAGAAGCAGUGAGCGUGGAGGAGACGUGGAGUGAGACUGCUGCAGACUGGGAAGGUUGAGAGCUCCUGGGGUUUGGAGCGUGUGGUCAGUUUCGGCACUGCAUUGCAGUUUUGGUACAUUGUAACAUGGGUUGCCUUGUAAGUUGUAUUGUGGAUGAGUGCCUUGUGUUAGUGUGAAAGUGUCAAAUUAUAUACUUUAAUAUAUAUAUUUGUGUAGGCGUCGUAGGUGUGCUGUGUGCUACUUUGUGCAUCUUACUGUAGAGGGUUCAACACCCUCUCUUGUAACUCACUCUCUUGCCUAGUCAAU
This is a messenger RNA of Closterium sp. NIES-67, 1189 nucleotides long. NCBI's taxonomy places the organism in Eukaryota, Viridiplantae, Streptophyta, Zygnematophyceae, Desmidiales, Closteriaceae. The record is from the annotation of a GenBank genome assembly.